UCUCCUUACGUUCAUAACUUCUUCUCUCUUUCAUAUCUUCUUCUCUGUUUCAUAACUUUAUAUCUCUUUUUUUUAAAUUCAAAAUAGUUUCUUCUUCUCAUUAUCAUUACCAUAAAGGUGAUGAUGAUGAAUUUGAUACCGUAUUUGAUGAUAUAUUUGAAGAUCCUGAUCCUAUUCCCGAACCAAAAGAGCGAAAAACGUAUUUUUAUCGAGAGAAACCGGGAAGAAGGCCACAACAACCUUUGGAAUGAUUAUUUUAGCGACACUCCAACAUACCCGCACAAUUUGUUCCGGCGACGAUUUCGAAUGAACAAGUCAUUGUUCUUUUCUCUCUACUGAAGUUGAGUAUUUUCAACCCAAAGAAGAUGCAACCGGACGGUCUCGUAUAUCUCCUCUCCAGAAAUGUACCGCAGCAAUUCGUCAAUUGGCGAAUGGUGGUGGAGCUGAUCCCGUAGACGAAUAUGUAAGACUUGGUGAAACAACAUCUCGAAAAUGUUUGCACCAUUUUUCCGCCGGAAUAAUCCACUUGUUUGGCGAUGAAUACCUCAGACGUCCCACACCGGAGGAUCUUCAGAGACUACUCCAUGAUGGUGAACAACAGGGAUUUUCCGGGAUGGUUGGAAGCAUCGACUGUAUGCAUUGGGAGUGGAAGAAUUGCCCCACUGCCUGGAAAUGAAUGUAUUCACGAGGAACCGGAAAACCAACAAUUGUGUUGGAGGCCGUUGCUUCAUAUGACCUCUGGAUAUGACACGCUUUUUUUGGAGCUCCAGGUACUUUGAACGAUCUUAAUAUUCUGGAUAGAUCACCUGUUUUUGAUGACAUUAUUAACGGGAAAGCUCCCCAAGUAAAAGUCUAUGUCAACGGAAGGGAAUACAAUUUGGCGUACUAUCUGACAGAUGGUAUCUAUCCAAAAUGGGCAACUUGUAUUCAAUAUAUACGACUGCCACAGGGUGCGAAAAAUUCUUUAUUUGCUAAAACCCAAGAAUCCGUUCGAAAAGAUGUCGAGCGUGCCUUUGGGGUCCUGCAAGCUAGGUUCGCCGUUGUUAGAAAUCCUUCUAAUUUAUGGGAUAAAAACAAAAUAUCGAAUAUUAUGAGAGCAUGUCUCAUAGUCCAUAAUAUGAUUGUCCAAGAUGAACGGAACUCAAACACUCUUGAAGAAUUUCAAGAUGAGGAUUUUACAUAUACCGUCAAAAAAGCUACAAAACCCGGCAAUAUAAUUGCUCGUCGUAAAGAAGUUCGGGAUCCACAUAUCCAUCAACAAUUAAAAAAAGAUUUGAUUGAAAAUAUAUGGGAUAAAUUUGGACAUCUUCCAUAUAUGUUAUUUGCUUUCCAUGAAUUAAAUAAAAUGUUUGUCUGAUUUUAUUUAUGAUUUUUGUAAAAAAAAAAUUCACAACUUUGUAAUUUUCCUUAUGUUUUUAAUUUUAAUGUUAUAUGUAUUUUUAUUUUAAACUUCUCUUUUUAAUGUCAUUAAUUAUUAAAAUAAUUUGUCAUUAAUUAUUAAAAAAAUUAAUUAAUUUACUAAGGGACUUUCUAAAGUCCCACCAAUAAUCUAAUUUUUGAGGGAAAAUCCUUAACUCCAAAUUAAUCAUAAAGUAUUCUAAGGACAUAAAAUCAAUUCCCACCUAUAAUGUUGCUCUUAGGAUAGGGUUAUUAGCGGAAUAUAAGAACCUGUCUCUUAACUUUUAACUAAAAAAGCUAAGAACCGGCUCUUAAAUAAGAGAUUUAAGAACCGGUUCUUAAUUUUUUUAGUUAAAAGUUAAGAGACGGGUUCUUAUAUUCCGAUAAUAACCACAGCUUAAGAACUUCCCAUUAAUCAUGGUCCAGGUGAGUUUUUUUACAUCCUAAAAUAAAAGUGUUUAAAUUUCUAUAACGUAAUCUUUAUAUAAUAUAUAUAUAUAGUAUUAUAAAAUCUCAACUAAAUUGAUUAUAGCUAAGAUGAAAUGUCAAAAAUAAAAGUCAUAAGAUGUUGGGUUAAAAAAGUGACAUAACAACGACUGUGUGUUGGUGUUUCAUAGAAUAUUAAUAUGUUGGUGUUUUAAAUGACUACACAUAUCCUUUUAACUAAGCUUUUGUCAUUUCUUUUAAUUCAAAUAACUACACCAAUUAGAACGUUCUUAUUAGCACAUAUAACCUAUUUAGCAAUAACAAGAGAAUGAUUGCAUGUAUUCAUCUUCUUGUUUUUUGGGGGGUGAGUGGCAACACCACCACCACGCAUCACCAGACACGUUGUUAAAGAAAAUAGAAAACCGCUAAAAAGGAGAAGAAAAAAAAAACAGAUAUCAAAGAUCAAUUCUUAUUUCUGGAAAUCAAACCUCUAUGGAUUUGUUUCUUAAGAUCAGACAUAUAAAUUCAACUUUUUCAAGAUCUUCACCAUCAUUCUUGAUCGCAGAUUAAUGGCUGAUUAAAAGGAUCAUUACACAUAAACAUGACUUCAUCUGGGAGGAGAAGCAUAAGACGAGGCUCAUCAGCCUCCAAGAAACCGGUUCUCCACACCCAAGAAAGCGGAAACAGUAGCUUUAACGAAACCACCUCCCCUAAACCCGGUUCACCUCUCCCUGAACCGGUUUCCGACAUCGAAAGAACCGUCAAGAAGCUACGCCUAUCCAAAGCCCUCACCAUCCCCGAGGGAACAACCGUCUUCGACGCAUGUCGAAGAAUGGCCUCUCGCCGCGUCGACGCUGUCCUUCUCACCGACACAAGCGCUCUCCUCUCGGGCAUCGUCACCGACAAGGACAUAGCAACAAGAGUGAUCGCAGAAGGGCUAAGACCAGAACACACUCUAGUCUCCAAAGUCAUGACGAGAAACCCUAUCUUCGUCACGUCAGACUCCCUCGCCAUACAAGCCCUCGAGAAGAUGGUCCAAGGCAAGUUCAGACACUUACCAGUAGUAGAAAACGGCGAAGUCAUCGCUAUUCUAGACAUAACAAAAUGUCUGUACGACGCCAUCUCUCGCAUGGAGAAAGCAGCAGAUCAAGGAAGCGCCUUAGCUGCUGCUUAUCCAUUCAUCGAAACGUUGAGAGACCAUAUGUUCAAACCAGCCUUAUCCACAAUCAUCACAGAACACUCGAAAGUAGCACUCGCCUCUCCCUCGGAUCCCGUCUUCGUAGCUUCGAAAAAAAUGCGUGACCUAAAAGUUAACUCAGUGAUCAUUUCCGUGGGGAACAAGAUACUCGGCAUACUAACGUCAAAAGACAUUUUAAUGAGAGUCGUGGCGCAGAAUCUCUCCCCCGAGCUAACGCUCGUCGAGAAAGUAAUGACGCCAAGCCCCGAAUGUGCGUCUAUGGAGACAACGAUCGUCGACGCGUUACACAUCAUGCACGACGGUAAGUUUCUGCACCUUCCGGUUCUAGACAAAGACGGAUACGCGGCAGCAUGCGUCGACGUGCUGCAGAUAACACACGCGGCUAUCUCCACCGUUGAGAACAGCUCCGGAGCGGUUAACGAUAUGAUGCAAAAGUUUUGGGACUCGGCUCUCACGUUGGAGCAGCAUCCACCUGAGGAUUACGAGACGCAUAGCGAUGUGUCGGCGACGUUGUUGAACUCGGAGGGAGGAGGAGGAGGGAAGUUACAGUCUCAAGGGAGUAGUGUGAUGAGUUUGUUUGCGUUUAAGUUUGAAGACCGUAAAGGGAGAGUGCAUAGGUUUAACGCGACGGGGGAGAGUUUUGAGGAGGUGGUGAGUGGUGUGAUGGAAGGGUGUGAUGAGGUUGUGGAUUCAGUGGGGGUGCAGAUAAUGUACGAAGAUGAUGAAGGCGAUAGGGUUUUGAUAAGUGGGGAUAGUGAUGUUGUUGCUGCUGUUGGUUUUGCUAGGUCUUUGGGGAGAAAGGUUUUGAGGUUGCAUUUGGAUUUUGGUGAGAUGGUGUGUGUUGAGAUGGUUAAAGAUUUGUCUGAGGGGAGUUGUGGUGGUGUAGGUAGGGGUUUGGUUUGUUGGAGGAGUGGUGUUGUGGCUGGGGUUAUUGUCUUGACGAGUAUAGUUUUUUUUGUUUUCUUGAAACGUUCCAAGAAGUGAUAUGUUAAUGCUUCUUGUCCUUUUUGAAUUUUGGUCCCAUGAACUUUGUAAAGCAAUUAUAAAACUUGUUCCUGGAUAAAAACACAUGAUAGCUAGGUUUUCAAUUAUAAAAAUUGUUUUUCUUUUA
Brassica napus (rape) is the source of this 4133-nucleotide messenger RNA. RefSeq names its product CBS domain-containing protein CBSCBSPB2-like. Bases 2426 to 4006 code for a protein of 526 amino acids. Gene Ontology annotation, molecular function: protein binding. The record is from RefSeq and is a predicted model, not a curated record. The transcript has 2 exons. Lineage: Eukaryota; Viridiplantae; Streptophyta; Magnoliopsida; Brassicales; Brassicaceae.